Messenger RNA from Biomphalaria glabrata, 1253 nucleotides. Its product is annotated as atrial natriuretic peptide receptor 3-like. Bases 111 to 1253 code for a protein of 380 amino acids. Lineage: Eukaryota; Metazoa; Mollusca; Gastropoda; Planorbidae. The record is from RefSeq and is a predicted model, not a curated record. The transcript is spliced from 5 exons. Gene Ontology annotation, molecular function: signaling receptor activity; peptide hormone binding.
GUAUUGAGUCCAGUCCUUCAAUAGAGACUUUCUAGUUACUUGCAUAGGAUUCUGACAUUGUACAUGUUUAUGGAGGAAGUCUAAUUCGUCGUGUAUCGAGUCUAUUUAAAAUGGCUAACUUUGGAUAUAAAUUCGUUCUAAUGUUCUGUGGUGCUUUGAUUGUGUCCAUUUCUUUUGAUGUUGGAUUAUCAUCUAUAGCGACCUCCAUUCCGCCACCGGCUUCACAAUCCAGCAAUCAGCCGCUGUCGCCGGCUUCGCAUUACAGCAAACAGCCGCCGUCCCCAGCUGUUCACUCCACUCGACUUCCGGUCUCCACGAAGGCGGUGCACCACACCAUCAGGUACAGGACGGGGCUGCUCAACCAUCUGGAAAACACAUGGGCGUUUACCUACAACACCCCAGCUUCGUAUUCCCUUUCCACGCCACCGGAGUUCUCAACGGAGCUGGGUCCAGAGUCCCCGUCCUCGUGGCCUGUGGAUCUCGCUCCUCUGGCAUCAUCAUCUUUUCGUGCUUCCGGAAAGGCUAAAGUCACGUCCAAGCGGGGCGCCUACGGCCCCCCUAAGACAAUCUACCUGGUGGUGCUUCUGCCGGAAAACGAGACGUUUAUGUACAGCAUGAGGCGGGUCUAUCCGGCCAUUACUAUAGCAACGGAUAUUGUGGUGUCGACAAAGCUUCUCAACGGCUACAAGCUAGAAACCCUCUACGCUGAUUCCAAAUGCCACAUAGGUGCCCCGAUGAAUGAGGCUAUCAAGGUUUACAUGCAAAGUAAACUCCACGUGUUCUUCGGCCCAGUCUGCGACUACUCGAUGGCGCCGGUAGCAAGACAGGCUUUUUAUUGGAACAUUCCAGUGGUAAGUGAUGAAAAAGUUCGAGACUUAAGCCAUGUAUCCCAUGGUCAACAAGACCAAAUCACGAGCGGCGCCAUGGCCGGCGACUUUAAGGCCAAUAGAAUGGAGAUGUAUCAGACCCUGACCCGGGUGGGCACCAACUACAACGAGCUCAGCUCCUGCCUCAUCUCCAUCUUCAAGUACUACAACUACCACAACGUGGUCCUCUUCUACGACGGGGACGGCCACAGCAAGGUCAUGUACAAGCUGUGUCACGUGGUCAUCAACGCCAUGUACGAGAGUUUCUUAGAGAGCGGGCAGCGAAUGAACUUUAAUAUCUCCAACCACCCAGCCAAGUACAAACACAUUGAUGAUGUCGAGGACCUCCUCAAGAGCAGAGUCGGCACCCAGUAUGGGGUGGAAUGA